Molecule: messenger RNA, 1969 nt
Organism: Cynara cardunculus var. scolymus (artichoke)
Lineage: Eukaryota; Viridiplantae; Streptophyta; Magnoliopsida; Asterales; Asteraceae
Product: thiamine biosynthetic bifunctional enzyme TH1, chloroplastic-like
Exons: 11
Coding region: 2-1765 (587 amino acids)
Biological process (GO): thiamine biosynthetic process
Cellular component (GO): chloroplast
Molecular function (GO): hydroxymethylpyrimidine kinase activity; phosphomethylpyrimidine kinase activity; thiamine-phosphate diphosphorylase activity
Source: RefSeq, a predicted model, not a curated record
CAUGGCUUUCCUCCUCUGCGUUUCCACCUCCUCGCCGGCCUUCAACAACAAGAAGACUCUUCCUACACUGAGCUCAAAGCGCAUUUGUACGCAAGGGUGUUAUCAACAUAAAUGUUUGAGUCUCAAGGCAAUGCAAGAAGAAAUGACAUUCACCAUGGUAAACGAGUCCGCUAAGCAAAGGAUCCCACAUGUUUUAACUGUAGCUGGCUCUGAUUCUGGAGCUGGUGCAGGAAUUCAAGCUGACCUUAAGGCUUGUGCUGCACGGGGAGUGUACUGUUCAACCGUGAUUACUGCUGUUACUGCACAAAAUACUAUUGGGGUUCAGGAUGUGAGCAUCCUGCCAGAGGAUUCUGUUGCUGAGCAGUUGAAAUCCGUUCUAUCAGAUAUGCAUGUUGAUGUUGUGAAAACUGGCAUGCUUCCCUCAACCGCCAUUGUCAAAAUCCUUCAUGAAAGCCUGAAACAAUUCCCAGUUCGAGCUUUAGUUGUUGAUCCUGUAAUGGUGUCUACUAGUGGAGUUGUGCUGGCUGGUCCUUCAGUUCUUGAUACAUUUAGGUGGGACCUUCUUCCUAUGGCUGACAUUGUGACUCCGAACUUAAAAGAGGCUUCUACUUUACUUGGAUGGUCGCAAUUGGAAACGAUUACGGACAUGUGCUCUGCUGCGAAGUCUAUACAUAAUAUGGGACCACGAAAUGUGCUUGUGAAGGGUGGUCACCUACCUUCUUCAUCAGAUGCUGUUGAUAUUUUCUUCGAUGGCGAAGAUAUCUAUGAGCUGCGUUCUUCACGUAUACAAACUCCAAAUACUCAUGGAACUGGUUGUACCUUGGCAUCAUGUAUAGCAGCUGAACUAGCAAAGGGUUUUUCAAUGCUAUCGGCAGUUAAGGUAGCAAAACGCUAUGUUGAGUCUGUUCUCAAGUUCAGCAAAGACAUUACUAUUGGAGAUGGACCUCAAGGUCCUUUAGAUCACCUAUUUAAGCUAAAGAGAAAUGUCUACCAUUCAAGGAAGCUGCGACCACUUGAUCAUGAUGAUCUCUUCCUAUAUGCUGUCACAGAUUCAGGGAUGAAUAGAAAAUGGGGCCAUACAAUCACAGAUUCCGUUAGAGCCGCUAUAGAAGGAGGUGCCACCAUUGUGCAGCUGAGGGAAAAAGACGCAGAGACAGGAAGCUUCCUCGAGGCAGCCAAAGAAUGUCUCGUGAUUUGCCGUCACCAUAACGUCCCACUUCUUAUAAAUGACAGAAUUGACAUAGCCAUUGCAUGUGAUGCGGAUGGAGUCCAUGUGGGCCAAUCUGACAUGCCUGUCCAGACCGCCCGAUCUCUUCUUGGACCCGAAAAGAUCAUCGGUGUAUCAUGCAAGACACCAGAACAAGCUCUGAAAGCAUGGACCGAUGGAGCCGACUACAUAGGGUCAGGUGGUGUGUUCCCAACCAAUACAAAAGCAAACAAUCGAACCAUAGGUUUGGACGGCCUGAAAACCGUAUGCUCGGCUUCCAAGUUACCCGUGGUCGCCAUUGGUGGAAUCAAUCUUUCGAACGCAAGAUCCGUUAUGGAAUUAGAUGUCCCUAAUCUGAAAGGCGUUGCAGUUGUUUCUGCCCUUUUUGAUCGGGAAUGUGUUCGGACCGAGACCGAGAAGCUGCAUGCUCUGUUGGCUGAAACUGUUGCGCAGACAAAAAAUAAGAAAACACAAGAUGAAGUUCCCUUCACAGGUGAAGAGAAGUGUCACGGGUUCGAGUCACAAACACAACUUUUGUGCGAAAUUGAGGAGAUGUGAUGCGUGUCACUUGCAAGGUUUUGUCGUACAUGGUCUUUGAUCUUAUUAUGUCCGGAGGAAUGGUGGGCUGGUUUCUUGCAGUCACAAUUUACCGGCAUUAGUCUAGGUAUAACCUGUGACAUCCUUCCAAAAAAAACGUGUUACGUUGUAUUUAAGCUUCUAUUCGUAACGCCAAUUUGACGUUUUUGUUACAUGGGUGUGAUU